GAGGACCUAGGCCGAGGCUCCCACUUCUCAGCAUAUUUGCUCUUAUUCCUCACAUUUAAUGGCCGAUAACCGUAUUUAUAUUCUCUUGGCCUCUGAGUCUGAACAUCAACGCAGAUUCGCUCACUGUUGGUAAAUCUAUAUAAGCAUUUCAAUUCUCUCUUAGUUUUCUUGCAAUAGUUGUAUCAUCUAUCGGAAAACCCUAGCUAAUUCCACUCGAUUCCCAAGGAUGGCCGGUGGCUCCCACCCCAAAUCCUCCUUUGAUAAGCCUUCCUCCUCCUCCUCUGCUUCCCACCGCAAAUCCCGUUGGGAAUCCUCCGCUGCCACCACCAAUAAUCCGUCGGCGGACUCCAAAUCCAACGACCAUAAACCAUCUAAACCUGCUGCUAAUUCAAAGCCUUCGCCUAAGCCCAAUACAGGCCCUUCUCCAAAGCCCACUUCCACUGCUCCUCCGACUGACCCUGUUUCCGCUCUGCCGGGACCCUCAUUCCCUUUGCCAGACAUUGGCCCGCCUCCCCCUCCCACCUAUGGCUUUCACAUGCUGGAGCGUUGCACCAUUGUACUCGCCGACGGCAGCGUCCGCUCUUAUUUCGCUCUCCCUCCUGAUUACCAGGACUUUCCCCCUCGUCCACCUCUACCCCCGCGGUUCCUUCCCAUGGGUCUUACCCCUGACUUCCCUGGUGCUGUCAAUGGUCCCCGCUUCCCUCCAAUGAGCCCUGAAGGAUUAGGGUUCCGCGAUAGUAAUCUCCACAACCCUUCUAUGAAGAGGAAGUAUGGGAGCGGUGAGGAUGAAUUCAGGUUUGGGAAUAAACCCAACGGGCUUUAUCCAGGGCCUGAUAAUCGCGGUGAAUUUUUGGCGGGGACUAGCAGCCCUUUUAGGAGAAAUUUAGGAGAUGAAGCCAGAGCAGGAAAAUAUAUGAGGAUUGCAGGUGAUAGCGUAGGCAUUGUCAAUAAGCAUCUUGAAGUGGACCAGAAUAAACUAAAGAAGGCUUUUUUGCAUUUCACUAAGGUGAUUAAUGAGACUGAGGCGGAGAGAAAACGUUACCUGGACGACGGGAAGCAGGGCCGCCUUCAAUGUGUGGCGUGUGGCAGGUCUUCAAAAGACUUCCCAGAUAUGCAUGCUCUUAUAAUGCACGCAUACAACUCAGAUAAUGCUGACUUGCAUGUGGAUCACUUGGGCUUGCACAAAGCUCUCUGUGUUUUAAUGGGAUGGAACUACUCAAAGCCCCCUGAUAAUGCAAAGGCCUAUCAGUUCUUGCCUGCUGAUGAAGCAGCAGCAAACCAAGAUGAUAUGAUUAUGUGGCCCCCUAUGGUGAUAAUUCAUAACACGGUUACAGGAAAGGGUAAAGAUGGGCGCAUGGAGGGUUUGGGAAACAAAGCAAUGGAUAGCAGAAUAAGAGAUCUUGGAUUUACUGGUGGCAAGUCAAAGUCCUUGUAUGGAAGAGAUGGUCAUCUGGGCAUAACAAUUAUAAAAUUUAGUGGCGAUCAUUUGGGCCUGAAGGAGGCUUUCCGGCUGGCAGAACACUUUGAGAAGGAAAAUCAUGGGCGUAAGGCUUGGGGACGCAUACAGCCCAUCACGUUAGGCAAGGAUGAUGAGAAAAAUCCAAACCUUGUUAAGGUAGAACGUAGCGGGGAGAAAAAGAGGAUUUUAUAUGGCUAUCUUGGAACAGCUUCUGAUCUCCACAAGGUUGAUUUUGAAACGAAGAAGAAGGUUUCUAUUGAGAGUCAGAGGGAAUACAGAACUUCCAAGUAGAUUCUAGAUAACAUAUGAGGUUGAUUACUAGCUGUACUUUUAACUGGAGGAGGUGAGCACUGAGCAGGCUUUUGUACUGGUGGUGCUAUUUAUUAGAUGAUGUACCGACUUUAUGGUAUAUAAGAAUUUACAGCUUGAGGUCACAAUUGUAAGAUUUUUUUUCCUUGGGUUAUCGUCUGAGCAUUGCAUUGAUAUAGUUUGUCGUUAUUUGUUCAAACUGUACAUUAGCCAGAAUUAGUGUGCAUCCCACUAUGCCUUUUUAUGAUAGCUGGCACAAUGGUACAUGUACUUUGUAGAACGCAUGAGGAAAAUGAAAGGACUAGUUGUGAAAAGGGUUUCGCAUGCUAGCUUGCUGAAA
Messenger RNA from Manihot esculenta (cassava), 2108 nucleotides. RefSeq lists its product as uncharacterized. Gene Ontology annotation, biological process: regulatory ncRNA-mediated gene silencing. The record is from RefSeq and is a predicted model, not a curated record. Lineage: Eukaryota; Viridiplantae; Streptophyta; Magnoliopsida; Malpighiales; Euphorbiaceae. The coding region runs from base 227 to 1750 and encodes 507 amino acids. The transcript is spliced from 4 exons.